UUUCUAAUAUUAACAGGUGUAGUUUCAAAUAUUAAAAUAAUAACACGAUUAUGCUAAAUGAAUAAAAUAAAAAAAUACGAGCAAUUACAUGGAAUCACAAGAAAUAAAGAUUGGAAUGAAAAGAAAGAAAAUGAAAAAUAAAUAAUAUAAAAAUAAAAAUAAUAAAAAAGUAAAAAUCAAAAAGAAAUAAAAAUAAUAUUAAAAAUAAAAAAAAUUAAAAUAAUAGAAAUAAAAAAAUAUUAAAAAUUAAAGUAAAAACAAUAAACAAACUAAAAAGUAACCCUGUAAUUACAGGGUGUAAUUACACCCAAUUCUCAGCCCCCCUUGAAAAUUGGAGAGUCUAAUUACACCUAAUUACACUCAAUUCCAACUAACUGUGUAAUUACUUGAUCAAACAAACAGGUCAGUGUAAUUACAUCCAAUUCCACCCAAUUCCAAUUCGCGUAAAAUCUAAAACUGUUGAGGACGAAACUUCCGACCGAUUGCCAUCUCUUUCUUUCUCAGUACCACUAUCAACUCUUAACCUCUACACUCUGUUCACCUAGAAUUAGGGCACUUUGCGUAGUACGUGGCAAUGGCCGGUAGUGCUUUGUGUCCACAUUUUGACAUACUAUACAAAGCAGUUCUUGAUAUCGGUAUAAACAUCCCCACUUUCCGUUCCAAAUUCCUCAGCUUAAAGCAGACAUUAAUGGACAUCGAACCUGUUUUCGCUGAUAUUGAGAGGCUAAGCAAAGCUCUAGAUGGCCGAGACGAAGAAGUAGAGAUGUUUAGGAAGCGCCUGAUGAAAGGCGAAGAACUAGUUCGCAAGUGUUCCAAGACUAAAUGCUACGACGCGUUGAAGAAGUGGAGUUACUCCAAGGAUCUGACCAAGUUGGAAAGUUCACUGGUUAAGUUCUGCCAGAUGCACGGGUUAAUUCAGGUGUCUAGAGAUACUAAAAAGAUUCUGGUUGAGUUUUAAAAACAUGGUAAGAAAUUGGACGAGAUUCACUCAAUGAUGAGAAAUAUGUCGUUGAUGGGGUCGGGUAGUAGUAUCAGAUUGACAAAUUCGAAUGGAUCUGACGUGCCUCAAGUUCCUGAUUCUGUGAUUGGGUUUGAAGUGCCACUUCAAGAAUUGAAAUUGAAGCUGCUUGAUGAGAAAGAUCAAGUUGUGGUUCUUUCUGCUCCUACUGGCUGUGGAAAGACUACUUUGGAACCAAUGGUUUGUCAAGAGGAUGAUAUCAAAGGCCAUUUUGCUGUGUGGUAAUGACCACAAAUCUCUUGGGAGGAGCUGCUCUGCGUCCUGUUUUUGACAUACUAUACAAAGCAGUUCUUGAUGUUGGUAUAAACAUCCCCACUUUCCGUUCCAAAUUCCUCAGCUUGAAGCAGGCAUUAAUUGAUAUCGAACCAGUGUUCACUGACAUUCACACGCUAAGCAAAGUCCUAGAAGGCCGAGAACAAGAGAUAGAGAUGUUCAAGAAACGGUUAAUGGAAGGUGAAGAACUAGUUCGCAAGUGUUCCAAGACUAAAUCCUACUACGCGUUGAAGAUAUGGAAUUACUCCAGGAAACUCACCAAGUUGGAAGAUUCACUGGUGAAGUUCUGCCAGAUGCAUGGUUUAAUUCAGCCGUGUAAGGAUAGUAAAAAGAUUCUGGUCAAGGUAAAAGAACAUGGUAAGAAAUUGGACGAGAUUCACUCGAUGUUAAGAGAUAUUUUGCUGACAGGAUCGGGGAGUAGUAUCAGAUUGACAAAUUAGAAUGGAUCUGAGGUGCCCCAAGUUCCUGAUUCUGUGAUUGGAUUUGAAGUGCCACUUCAAGAAUUGAAGUUGAAGCUACUUGAUGAGAAAGCUCAAGUUGUGGUUCUUUCUGCUCCUGGUGGCUGUGGAAAGACUACUUUGGCACCAAUGGUUUGUCAAGAGGAUGAUAUCAAAGGUUAUUGACUGGCCAAUUCUGGCUCACGAAAUGUUACAUGCAUGGCUGCGGCUUAAAGGCUAUCCGAGUUUAAGUCCAGAAGUGGAAGAAGGUACCUGCCAAGUAUUAGCUCACAUAUGGUUGGACUCUGAAAUAAUAGCUGGUUCUGGUAGUAGUUCGACUUCUGCAUCUUCCUCUGCAUCCUCAUCAUCAUCUACUUCAUCAAAGAAAGGGAAUUGUUCCGAGUUUGAGAAGAAACUGGGUGAUUUUUUCAAGCACCAAUUGAAUCAGAUACCUCAGCAGCUUAUGGGGAUGGAUUCAGAAGAGGUAUGUUGAUUUAAGUGAAUCAAUCAAAACAUAACAGAAGGGUUUGAACACAAUGAAAUGAUGGACAAAAGAAGUCUGUGAUGCUCUUUGACUAUUCUGUAAGAAAGCAAAGUUUCAAUAACAAUAACCUACUCCAAGACUUCAAGUCUAUUGGGCUUUUAAUGUGCAGCUUCGCUGCAAUUUCUUAGAGGGUAGACUAUUCU
Messenger RNA from Lycium barbarum (goji berry), 2415 nucleotides. Its product is annotated as protein DA1-related 1-like. The record is from RefSeq and is a predicted model, not a curated record. The transcript is spliced from 5 exons. Lineage: Eukaryota; Viridiplantae; Streptophyta; Magnoliopsida; Solanales; Solanaceae. Gene Ontology annotation, molecular function: ubiquitin binding. The coding region runs from base 1814 to 2221 and encodes 135 amino acids.